GGGCUAUUAUUUAAAGUGUUAUCCGAAUGAUGCACGCAGAACAUUUGCCUUCGUUCGUCACUUUCGCUUUCAGCCACCAGAGGGCGAUGUUCUGGGUCCGUUGGCUUUUGGAUACAGUACCUCAUCACCAGUUCGCCUGCAUGCUCUUUUACGCCUCAGAUGCGUGAGAUUUUUUGCUAACGAACUAACUUUUUUAUUAUUUCAGCGGCGCUGAUGGCAGCGGGAGAGGUCGCUCUCCGUGUCUCGCUUUGGAGACCGGAAUUGGCUUUUGCAGCCUGAAAUGAGCAGCGCAUGUCGUUUUAACGCGCACGGUUGAUUUCGCGUCCGCCUGACGGACCGGUUGGAUGUUGUGUUCCGUGGACUCGCAGCCUUAAAGUUUCCGUGCUGCCCGCUCGUCUGGACAUGCAGACAAUACAGCGAAGACGGCCUCGAUCUUAGAAAGCCGAAAGGACAGAUCAAAUGUCUUUUGUGGUACUUUCAGGCCCACUGCUUAGUAUAUCCAGUGUAGACCGAUGGCCUCGAGAAAUGCGUGCACCAAUCUCUGCGUUUUGGGACGCGGCUGGGAUCGCAAACCUGAUGCCCGAACCUGCUCGGGAUGGAUGAGACCGGGUAUGGGCUGCAGCGCGACCUCCUCCAGCUGUCGAAAACCCCUGGGCCUGAAUGGAGUGUGGAGCAAGUGUCUGGUAUCGGUGGGGAUUACUCUGCUCAUCCUAAAGCCCGUAUUCGCUAUACAGGAUGAGGGCAGCCCUGAGGCAGCAGAUGGGCAGGCUGCAGUGUCUGCCUCCCCUGGAGCUUCCCACGUAUCAUCUCCCCUCUCGCUCCCGGACGAGGAGGGUGAGGCUCUCCUGCAGUCCUACUCCGUACCAGCAGGGGCAGCGGCGAGCAGCAGAGAGCAGGCUGUGUACUCCUCAGUGCUGACCCUGAGGGCUGGCUCAGGCACACUGCCUCGGGAUCUGGUGCAGUCUCUGCCCUCCCCACCCGGCAACAGUGACGAUCGGACCAAUCACAAGACCCCGGAGAAGCCACCUGCUGGAGGGUCACAGACACCGACCCAUUUGGCACAAAUCAAGAGCGCAUCAAGCACCAGCCCAGAAGAUGCUCUUGGUGACGUGAUGACCCCAGACCUCCCAACAGCUCCAGGUUCCUUCCUCAGAAUACUGGAGGAGACAGAACCUGCUCACACAGAUCACAUGACUAGGUCAGACCCCGCCUCCACUCUGGGCUCGAACAGCAGCAUGGCUGAGAAUGCCUCAUCCACAUCUCCGGCGCGCACAAACCCUGACACUGUGACCGGCGACAGCCUCCAGCUUACCACAGUGACCACCACCACGGUCACACCCUUAACUGUGACUGCCACGACUGUGACUCCGCCCACUACUGGUCCUGCGAGCACAGCGGCUGUCACAACGACAGCACCGCCCACGACGUCCGCCGAAACAACAACGCUCGCAACAGAACCUCCAACGACAACGGUGACCACGACUACCACCACGACGACUACGACGACGGCUGCACCAACAACGACAACGUUAGCAACUACAACAACCACUGCGACCCCUCAGAGUUCCACGGUAGCUACCUCUGGAAGCAGCCCCACUAGGCCAAACCCCCCUACUGAGAGCACUCCCACAACCUGCAACGUCACAGAGAAGUUCUGGGUCCGAACCGUUGUAGCCAUCCAAAUGAAGAGGAAUCGCCUAGAAGAUGGGUUGAAACAGAGCUUGGCUAGAGGCCUGUCACUCGCAGUACAGAGAGCCUUUAAUGACUCCAGCGUCCGAGUCGAGCUAGAGCGUGACGCCAGCACCCCGUCCAACGUGACCCUGGGAUACUACGUCAUGAACGACAAGACGGUGUUCAUGGCAGCAGUAGUGGUGGAGUCUCUGACAGCGUAUGGCCUCGACAAGCUGCUGAAGGACAUCAGGCACCACACUCCUGCGGCGCUGGCCGUGCCUGUUCCCGUGGCAACCUGGCUGCCCCCGCCCGGUAUCCACCUGCAGCUGAAAACAGUUCUCAGGUUUGUGAGUCCCACAGACGACAUCAAGUCGUGUAGUUUUGUACAAACGAUGGAACAACGUUUGGAGAACGUGUUCUCGGAAGCUCAGGAAAAAGUCGAUGACACUUAUGGAAUACUUACUGUCGAGAUCCUGAACACCUAUCAAACAGGGAAUUCCCUGGCGGUGUCGCUGGUGUACGUGGUGUGGAAUGGCAGCUCGGCGCUGAACGGCACUGUGGCCACCGGCCUGGUGAACCAGCUCACCGCGGAGCUGGUGGGGUACUUCCUUUUCUUCCCUCCCAUGCUCAUAGCUGAACCUUUGGAGUACCACAACCUGAAUACUUCCGUGGCAACCAGGGAGUUCUGGGUAAUCACAGUAAUUCAGGACGUUGACAGUUCCUCUCUGGAAGGCAGCUACCAGAGCUUUGCUAGCCUGAUGGAACAGCGACUAGCUGAGCUCUUUUUGGUUGCCGGGCGACGAGGUCUCCGCUUCAGACGAGCCACCACCAUUGGUGGAUAUACAGUACAGAUGGUCAGUAUUCGGAGGCUUCCUGGCCCUAAGAACCCCGCAGAGAUGACCUACUACGUGCAGGUGGACGGGGCCCCCAUCCCUGGCACGUCUGCGGCCAAGACCUUGAACAUGGUGGACUCGCAGACCAUGGCACUAACCCUGGGCUACUUCGUCCAGGUCCAAGCAGAGCCUGUAGUGAAGAGUGUACCCAGUAACCUCUGGAUCCUGGCGGUCCUGACGCCAGUGUCGCUAGCCAUGGUUGCAGUUGUCAUGGUGAUUGCUAUCGUAUGCAGAAGGAACCGCACCGUGUUCAAGACCAGUGCGUUCCGUGGAUUCCAUCCUCGCACCAAGACCUCGUAUCGGAGAGACGGAAGCUACCACCAUCAGCCGGUGCAGGGUUUUGACUACGUGAAACAGCACAUGGGUCAGCCUGGUGAAGAGGCUCUUACUGUCACAAAAGAGACCCUGGUCCUGUCGCUUCCUGUGCGGGAUGCCCCUCUUCCGCAGGACAAGGGUGUCCUACAGGACGGCACGGCCUCCAAGAGAUCCCAGCCAACGGAGGUGCACAGGAGGUUUGACCUGGUCACUGUGCAGGGUGAUUUGAUUUGGUGGUCAUGCAGGAGGCCAGACACCAGACGCCAGCCUUGUGAAUCAGAGCGUGUCACGUGCAAGCUGCCGAGUGACAACGGCUCAGUUUCAAGCAGCGGCUCGGGGAAGCUGAACACGGGCAGGAGCAGCACAGCACACCGAGGCAUGAGCCAGAAAAACAGCAAGGACGAGACACACACAAGGACGGAGCAUUAUGACUCUCUGACCGGAUCUCUGAGGCUUCUCGCCAUCAAGCCCAUGGCCACGCCCCUCAACUACUCCUACCCUGACUCAUCCAAUCACAGCCAGGAAUCUGUCAUCGUCAAUGGAGAGGUGAACAUGGGUCUAAAGCAGAAGUCAGACAUCGAGCACUACCGGAACAAGCUGCGCUUGAAGGCUAAGAGGAAAGGCUACAACGACAGCCCCACCGGGGGCGGGAGAGGGCAUCGGCACGAUCAGCGAGAACGGCUGCGGCGAGGAAAUGCCUCCCUGGACCUGGAGGCCCUGGGGCCCGCGGAGGACAGGAAGCCUUCCACGUACAUCAAAUACCGCAGGAGCGAGAGCCAGAGGGAGCCACCGUACUGGAGCAGACAGUCCCUGAACACGCCCAGCCCCGUGGAGCCCGACCUGGACCUGCUGUUCAUGGGGAAGCGCUCGCGCAGGGGCAUACGCAACAGCGGCUAUGACCUUGCAGCUUUGAACGUGUUAGCUGAGGCUGAGCCAGAACCUUUUGAAGAAACGGAUGUGGACCACCUCAUGAGCUCCUUGGGUUUCGGUGGCAGCCACCAGGUAAAAGGCCACUCCGAUUCCUCCACCCUGAGUUCCCAACCGUCCAUCGAUGAGGUUCGGCAGCAGAUGCACCUCCUGCUGGACAACGCCUUCGGCCUGGCCUCGGCCGAGCCUCCUGCGGCUGGCCGCCUCCACCACAACCACCACCCGCACCCCCACAGCCCCUACAACCCCAGCCAGAGUAGCCCGUACUCAGAUGGAGUGACCAGUGCCCCUGGCACCAUGGACCACCCAGCCGGAGCUCUGCAGCGUGGGUCCUCCUUCGAGCCGGACGUACACCAGUGUAGCCUCCCAAAACCCGGCUUCAGAUUUACUCAGCUGCCUGAUAUGGGUUUGGGGUCCCCACCACCACUCAUACCCCCCAGAGCCGUAGCGCCCCCUGGAACCUCAAUAAGGCGCUCGACACCAGACAUGAGUCUGAAACCGCGUGUCUCUGAGGCCUCGGAGAUGAGUCAGCACAACGGCGCCCCCUACCUGCCAAUCAACCGCGCUCCUUUCCCCGCCGUGACUGUCGACCAGUCCAUGUCAAGCUACUCAGGAAACCCAAUGACAGCCGUUUAUGCCAUAUCUGCCAACCGGCCCGGUUACUCGGACUACUUUGUCCUGUCUCCGCCGUCCUCCUAUCGCAGUCCUUCGUGGAUGUCCUAUCCCCCAGAGCCGGACGACCUUCCCCGUCAGUGGAGUGACACGAAUCCGUGUCAUUUGGAGACCAUCUGCUGAGGGAAAUGAAUGGCUGGGUAUGAGUGGACACCGGACGUCACCUGGGGUUUGUACAGUAGCUGAAAAUGCCCUGCCCAUCACAACAGCCCCGCCCUAUCCUGGCUCUUCGACCUCUCAGGGCCAGCCGCUCUGUGCCGAGCAAGCCCAUUAGGCCUGGCCAGGCUCUACAGGCCCCGACCACAUGCAGCCAGGCCCAUCAGUCACAGGCUGAGCCAGCAGCCUCGCCGGCACUCUGUGCCCACCGUCGGCCAAUUUUUUUUUCCUGAGAGGCUGCUCCUCAGCCUUCAAAACUGACCUAAAACCACCACGAAAAGCUCAACUUUUUCUUGAAGCUUUUUUUGAGCUCCUCACAGAAAUGAGGCAGGUGGGGCUGUGUGUGUGUGUCUGUGUGUGUGUGUGUGUGUGUAUGUGUGUGUGCGCGCGCGCUCGUGCGCGGGUCUUAAACAUCAGCUUAGAACAUCAACAUCAGCAUACUGAAACUAGAAAAUGAACGCUUUUUUUUUUUGGUCUUGAGCUAUCCCAGUUUCUCUGAUGUCUGUGUGUUUUGCUUUCUACUGUUCCAUUUUUAAUAACAAGGACAAUAUUGCAGGUGAUUUUUUUUUGUGUACUCUGUGUGUGGCUUACGUGAAAAUGACCUUGAUGUAAAAGAGACUGAGAACUGAGCAGAAAUGAUAUGUUGUACUGUAUCUAAUGUAGUCAAGACUUUUUCUGCAGCUUAUAAUAUAGUGCAUUCCUUUUGCUUCUGCAAAAACUAACUUAAUUUUUGCUUCUUUUCAAAUUUCAAAUAGCGUAUGUUUGUUCAUGCAAAAACAUGAAUCGGACAUUUUCAUAGCUUGUGGAGUGUAACAUGGCCAGAUGGUGUUAUAAAAAUUACAGAUGACAAAAAUCCCAAACAUAUAAAAUUAACUAUUACUGUAGAAUAGUGCUGGUAUGGGAGUAUGCGCUACACAUUUGAGUGUUUUCUCUGACCCUGACCCUGUUCAGGCGGCUGACGCUGCUCGUGGAUUAUGUGAGGGCAUCUGUCUAACCUCCUUUUAUUAGCACAUCGAUAAAGCAUCACCAGAACUACAUAUUAUUUUAUUUUUUAAACAACUAUUUUAUUGCCUUAUUUUUGAUAGGUACUAAAAUUUAUAUAUCAGGUGGUAUAAAUCUAGUUAAUACAUCUGCUGACAUAAACAGCAUAAGCCAAAAAUUAAAGUAACAAAACAACAAAAAAAGAUAUUAAAA
Molecule: messenger RNA, 5828 nt
Organism: Electrophorus electricus (electric eel)
Lineage: Eukaryota; Metazoa; Chordata; Actinopteri; Gymnotiformes; Gymnotidae
Product: KIAA1549-like a
Source: RefSeq, a predicted model, not a curated record